CGUCAAAAACAGGGCACUCUGUGUACGCCGUGAAUCCGGAGGUGUUUAAUCAUGUUAGUGGUGCACCCUCCUUUGCAUGAUACGACGGCGCUGCAAAUGUUGCACUGAGCCGGUCGUUCAUUUUUCUUGCAGAAUUGGUGUUAUGCGGCCAUUUUUUCUGGACUCUGUGCCCGAAGUAGUUGUGCUAUAGUGGUGGCCUGCAUGGACGUAGCUCAACUUCCCAUUGUUGACGUUAUGUUUUUCUUCUCAGCAAACUAGUUGAGUGUCUCUAAUGGUUGCAGCCACGUAGUGCACUCAGUUUCGCUCUAAUCGGAUCCACACAAUUCUUGACAAACAAUUCAUCAGUCAUUAUGCCCAUUCCUAGUAUUUUGUAUAUUAGAUCCUUGUGGGACACUGCUCCCUGCCGAAAAUAUAGUCACCCCUGCUUGAUUGAUGCUUGUCAUUACCAUCAUGGUAGUUACCAGCCUUGCAGCCAGACAAAUGCACGGGAAUCCCCAGCCGGUCAUCAGACCUCAGCAGAUACCAUUCUGCGUGCUCCAGGGGGAUAAAUCCUCUUUACAUGGCUGCUGAUCAAGCCGUGAUGUAAAGGAGCUUAGUAGCGAUAGGCACCCGGGCAGGAAGCUGAUUCCCUGUCGGCCAGGGGUCAGGUGAUCGCACACAACGCCUGACAGGAGGAGGGAGGUGGAGGCGGUCGCGAAAGAGUUGGAAAAACAAACGGAGAGGCAGGCGAGGAUGGUUAAUGGUGACGCCGGGGAAUGUUGACAGUAGCAGAGGAGUGCAUGGUGGAUUUGCUGUAGUUUAAAGGUCGGGCCCGUCGUGGGUUCAGAGAAAAGAUGGUGCAGUUAUGGAUGCUUGUUGACAGCAGCGAGGUGAUUCGUUGUUUUCGGAUUAUGAGGUCACUUUCCUCCCCCCUACCCUCUCCUCCUGUCCUCCCAUCCACCGCCCGCCCGGUUGCCAUGGAGAGCUCAUCAGUGGCAUCGGCGUCGUCCGAGGCCGGAAGCACACGCUCGCAAGAGAUCGAGGAGCUGGAGCGCUUCAUCGACAGCUACGUGCUGGAGUACCAGGUGCAAGGGCUUCUGGGAGACAAGGCGGAUGGCGACUUGGACCUGGACUACGAUGGGAAGGUGCCACAGUGGACAGACGACUGCAACUACAACUACAACAAAGAUGGCAGCUGGACGUCAUCCCAGGGGAGAGAUUUUUCCAAGCCAGUAAUUGAUGAGUGGGAGCACAGCAGUAACGGCAGUACGGGUUCCAGGCCCAGUUCUGGAUCUAGACCGGGUUCUGGCUCUCGGUCUGGCAGCAGGGGGCGAAACAACCAGUUCAAAUGCUCCUCCAAGAAUGGCAACAGAGACGGCUCCUUUGAUAUUCUAGGCACAGACAUAUGGGCUGCUAACACCAUGGACUCAUGCGGUGGUACAGGUUGGGAUAUGCAGCCAGAGAAGCUGGACUUCAGCCACUUCCACAGGAAACACUUGAGGGGCGCACCUAAGCAUCUGCCACACAUAGACAGAGAGGGGAUGAGCAAAAACAAGUUUGAGGAAGAUGAUGGCAUAGACAUGAAUGACAUAGAGAGGUUCUUGCCCCAUCUGCGCUCUGUCUUCCCACCCCUUCCUAACGAGGCUGAGAUCGCGCACACCAAAAAGCUCUUCCGACGCAGGAGGAAUGACCGACGAGCGGUAGAUCACAGCGACCAGUUAACCGUACUUCUGCCCACUGGCCCCAGGGGGAAGCGGCAAGUGUACACAAGGAGACAACAGCGAGGUGGAGGGAAGAACCAGAGCCCACAACCGUCCCCGCAACAUCAGCGAGAUCAAACCCAACAACAGUCACCGAACCCAACAGAAGUAGGAGACAAUAGAAACAAUGGCGCUGGGCGGUCGCCCCGCCAGUAUCAAGGGGGACACGGGCAACGCCAAGGAGGAACCCCGCACGGAUACAGCCAGAAUCGACGUUGGCAUCCCAGUCAGAAAGGUCACGGACAGCAAAACCUGUCAAAUUCUGAUAAAGGAUUACCUCCGAGAGCAACCAAAGAGACGACAGAGAAUGUAAAAGUGGGUGACAAGCAGAUCCGACAGAUGGAGGAGCCUCGAGACUGCAAGAGCCCUGGUGACUCACCCAGAUCUGAGUCAGCGCUCGACACAAAUGCUUCUUCAGAUCUGACAGGCAAAGAAUCUCCUACUAGCCCGCAGGGGACCAGCACGUCAAGCAAGGGGCAGUCCAGGGAGCCCCAGAUCAGCUUGCUUCAGUCGUCGAAAGAGAGGCUGAGGAGGAGACUAAAGGACAAGGAGGAGGCGCUCACAGAGGCAUCCAGCUCACAUAGCAUGGACCGCCUGGUCAAGCUGCUCAACAGCAUGAGAAGCAACAGCAGUGGUGUGGAGGAGCAGUUGGCCUCCUUCAUGGAGGAGGCACAGAACUCUGCACGGUCAGAGGAGACCUUGUCUCAGGUGGUCGGCGCCAUCUACAGCAAGGCCAUCUCAGACCGGAGCUUCGCGGCCACUGCCGCGAAGCUGUGCGACAAGAUGGCACUGUUCAUGGUGGAGGGCACCAAGUUUAGGUCGCUGCUUCUCAACAUGUUACAGAGGGACUUCGCCCGCCGGGAGGAAAUUCAGCAGUCAGACGUGGAGAUGUGGUUAGGUUUCAUCACGUUCCUGUGUGAGGUGUUUGGGACCAUGAGGAGCAGUUCCGGACAGCCGUUCCGUGUUCUAGUGUGUCCCAUCUACACCUGCCUACGAGAGCUGUUGCAGACCAAAGACGUCAAGGAGGACGCGGUGCUGUGCUGCUCCAUGGAGCUACAGAGCGCCGGGCGCCUCCUGGAGGAGCAGCUCCCCGAAAUGAUGACUGAGCUCCUGGCGGCCGUGCGAGACAAGAUGCUGUGCCCGGCCGAGUCGCCGCUGACCCGCUCGCUCCUCAUGGAGGUGGUGGAGCUGCACGCGCACCGCUGGAGCCCCCUGGAGGCGCUCACGACGCAAUACUACGACCGCACCAUCCAAAAGCUCACCACCAUGGCCUAGCGCUUCUAAUCGGACCGGAACUUAUGAAUUUAAAGUGUGCAAUCCCAGGUAUACAGUAGGAGGCUGCAUGGUGAGGAUGAUGAUGUUUGGCCACUAGGGGCAGUGUUUCCCAUAUGGAUGCUGGGAUAAAGGUGAGGGCGGGGGGUCAUGUAGGGGGGAGAGGAUGGCAGCAGCUUGUCCGUUGGGAAUAGAGAGAUUUUAAAGAGUAGGAGGAGGGUAGGGGUUUCCGCGUCGGUCUCUUCAUUGUGUUCAUUUGUCCAACACCCCACCCCCCACCGCCAGCCGCAUGCCUGCUCCAGCCCUCAUGGCUGAUAAAAGACAGGAAAAAAAAGCUGGGAGGCAGGGAGCAGACACGGUGCUGUCUGUCUGCAUGUCUGGGCUGUCUGCCCUCCCUUCCACAUGGACCCGGGUCAGGAGGUCUCGUCGCGGGACUCCCACAUGGCUCCUCCCCCUGCCUUUGUCCCCCCCCCCCCCCCCCCCCCCCCUCCCUCCCUCCUUUUGCAGGAAGCCUUUUUGUGCGGAUGAGACAGCGGGCCUGCUGGGCCAGGCUGGGCUCAGGAUAAGGAUCAGGCUGGCUAGAGUAGGGUGGCAGAUGGCGGCUUGAGCCCUUGUGAGACACACACACACACUCACACCAUCCAGGCGUUCCGAUCCUCAUAGGAAAAGAGGAAAUUGGGGGAUCGGCAGCAUUAGAGAAUUAAAAAAAACACACACUGCUGUUAAAUCUUUUUGUUUUUGUCUCCCAAGCCGUGCAUGUGCUCUCCAGCAUCCUUUUCAUUUUUUUUAUUUAUAUACUGUGUUUUACAAUGUCAUUUAUCCGUCUCGUUCUUACAAAGGACCAUUGGGGCCACGCUGAAAAGACAAAAAAAAAGUCAAAUCACGAGAAAAAAAAUCAUCCAGUGACAAGAAGUAUGUCGUCGUCUUACGGGAAUAAAGUUAUAAUUUACGAGAAAAAAGAUUAACAUGCAGAGUCGUUUUUUGAAAACUAAUGUUAAUAUUACGAGAGUAAAAUAGAAAAGUUGUAGUGUUAUGAGAUCUAAGUCAUAAUUUUGUAAUACUGCGUUGUAAGUUGUAAUGUUAAUGUGAAGUCAUAAUUUAAAGCUGUAAAUAUUACAAGCAAAUGAAGUCGUAAUAACAAAGUCGUAAUAUUACGAGAAUUACAGUAGGUUAUGUUACGUAAGUAAAGACGUAAUUUACAAGAAAUUCCGAAUGUUACAACGAUAAAGCUGUAAAUAUCACACAGAAAAGUAGCAAUGUUACUCAAAUGAAGUCGUAAUGUAACAAAGAAAGUCCUAAUAUUAGGAGAAUAAAGUUAUAAUGUUAUGUGAAUGAAUAAAAAGUCGUAAAGAAAAUAAAGCUGUAAAUUUUACAAGGAAAAGUAGGAAUGUUGCGCAAAUGAAGCGGUUAUAUAACAAGAAUAAAGCUGUAAUGCUACACGAAUGCAGACGUAAUUUUACAACGAUAAAGCUGUAAAUAUCACACGGAAAAGUAGCAAUGUUACUCAAAUGAAGUCGUAAUGUAACAAAGAAAGUCCUAAUAUUAGGAGAAUAAAGUUAUAAUGUUAUGUGAAUGAAUAAAAAGUCGUAAAGAAAAUAAAGCUGUAAAUGUUACAAGGAAAAGUAGGAAUGAAGCAAAUGAAGCGGUUAUAUAACAAGAAUAAAGCUGUAAUGCUACACGAAUGCAGACGUAAUUUUACGGCGAAAAAGCUGUAAUACUACAAGGAAAAGUCUCAAUGUUAUGCAAAUCAAGUCGUGAUUUGAGAAGAAAAACGUCCUAUUGCAAGAAUCAAGUUGAAUGUUGUGUGAAUAAAGACAGAAUUUACGAGAAAACCUUUUACAGCCAAGCUGUAAUACCAUCAGCAAAAGUAAUAUUUUUGAGAAAGAAGUCGUAAUGCUAUGGGAAACGAGUGGCGGUGUUUCGAGAAAAUAAGUCACAAUGUUACGAGAGUAAAAUUGUAAUAUUAUGAAAAAAAUCAAGGAGGAAAAGUCAGAAUCUGUCUUUGAACUUCGUUAAAAGAAAAAAGUCAGAAGAUGGUGAAAACAUGGUUGGAAUAGCUGAAUAAACAUUGACGAGAAAAAGUCGGAGUCUUCCAAUGACUUGUUGUAAUAUUACAUGAAUAAUUGUAAUUGUAACCAUUGUAAUGCUAAAGUUCCAAUGUUACGAAAAUAAGGCAGAAUAUUAUGAGGAAAAAGUCAUCAUUUUACAACAAUAAAAUUGUAAUUUUAUGAUACCGGUGUAUGUAUAAUAUGAGGAAAAGUUGGAUAUUUUCGUGGAAGAAGCUGUGAGAAUAAAAUCACACAGUUGUGGCAGUUAAGUUGUAAUAUUACAAGAACAAAGUAGUAAUUUUUACAAGAAAAAAAACCCUCAAAAUUCUACAGAAGCUGCUAUUGCUCUAAAAAGCGGCCAUAUUUAAUCUAGUAAUACAGUAUCUAUUAUGACCUUAUUCUCGUAAUUCGAUGGCUAUUUUCGGAGCAUUUUUUUCAGUGUGGCCUUGAGACUUUGUACAUUGUCAAGCCUUGUUUUUAUGACUUUUAACAUGUACGUAUGACAUACAUGUAUGUUAUUAGCGCUAGGCCUUAUUGCACCCGUUUGAGUUGUUUGCACUGUUGUGAGGCAGUUUGCGUGAAACAAAACAAAAAAAGUGAAAGGAAAUUGUUGAUAAGCUACAAAAAAAUAGGGAAAAAAAAGGGGUUGGCAAAUCAAAUGUAGCUGACUUUUACCUGGGGCCGCCCUUUUGCCGUGGAUAUUUUGUGUGCAUUCAAUAUUGACACUAUUUGAUCGUUUUUAUUGUGUUUGAGGAAAAAAAUGGCAUCUAUUAACCUGUGUAUUUGAAUACGACAUAGCCAAAAAUAUAUCUGUCUAUAUAUAUAUAUAUAUAUAUAUAUAUAAUAUUAUACAGGGCUAACAUGCACUAUGAUUGGUCAUGUAGAAUCUGUGAAUGGGCUCUCUGUAAUCUGCAUUCAGUGUAUUUGAAUAUAAUUGAAGUGCUGGGAGGAAGCACAUGAGAUGUGAUCGGGGGAAAAACUGUAUCUUGUGCGUUUUGACCAGGAAUUAUUAGCUUGUUGCUUUCAUCAACAAUCCCAAACAGUGUUCCAAUUCAGCGGCUCCAUUUUAGCAUUAUUCAUUUUGCAUAUUGAUACAGACGAUUGAGGUUUGUGCUGCCAUAUUUAAACAUUUUUUUCCUCUUUUAAGGAUAAGGAAAGUGGCGAUGCAUCCUACAAAAAUGGCAAAAGAAGGCUGCAUUUGAAGAAGUUUUCAAAUUAGAUGCGUUUUUUAAAAAAUCUAUUUACUUUAUAUUACUUUUACAUUUUGCCGUCUCAUUCUUUCCCAGAACUGUUCAGGGCUCCAAAGUCGAAAUCAUACAAAAAUGAAGUUCUAAUUAAUGAGCGGAAAAAAAACUCCCAAUGCGAGAAGUCAUUACUAAGAAGAGCAAGAAAAACGUUGUGAUAUUACAAAGUGGUGUUGCUUUGAAAAGUGUCGUAAUUUGAAGUGAAAACAAUGUUUUAUUACUAUGUUGCAUUGUUAUGAGAGUUAUAUCACAAGAACAUAGUCAGAAUAUUGUAAGAAUAAAUGUGUCAUGUUACGGCAAAAAUUGAAUGUUCUGGGAGUAAAGUCGUAAUUUUAGACUAAUAAAGUUGUAAUGUUACCUGAAUCAAGAUGUAACUUACGCUAAAAAGUCAAAAUGUUACAAUUGUAAAAUUGUGACGUGGGAACAAGAAUAACCGCAGUCAGAAAAAAAAGAUAUUACUUGGAUAAAGUCGUGUUUGUUCGACAACAAGCCUAGUACUGUUACGUCUCAUUAUUACGAGAAAAAAGACGGAAUAUUAUGGGCGUCAAGUUGGAAUGUUACAUGAAGACCAGAUGAGGUAAUUUACAAGAAAAAGUCCUAAUCCAACAGUAAGCUUGUAAUAUUACGAGAAAGUUGUUGGGGUUUUUUUGUAAUGCUAUUGUUGUACAAGUUGGAAUAUUACCGGAAAAAAGUCUUAUUCCAAAAAUGUUACGUGACAACAGGCUAAGUGUAACAAUGCCAUAUUUGAUUAUUUUUUCUUAUCUGAGGAUAAGGGAGGCAGAGAAGCAUGGUAGCGAUGCAUCCUACCAACAAACGUGAAAAGGCCACAUUUGAAGGAAUUUUUUGCUUUAGAACUUUGCUUUACGAUGCAGCCCCUGAAUUGGCACUGCUUCACACACGCAGGAGUGUAACGCUACAAAGACAUCGUAAUUCUGUAGUAGUUUAAGCUCACAAAAGAACUUUUUUACAUUGUUCUUAGUGCCUUAAAGUUAAUUGAACAGAGGAGCCAAAUUGUAUCCAGCUUGUAGGACUUAUAGUAGCCACUUAGCAUUAGCCUAGCCUAGCCUAGCAUGUUGCUAACUUGCUAUUGUCAAGUAUCCUUACACUCCUGGUGUAUGCUUACACCACCUUUGUUUGUAUUAUUUUUCUUUGUCUUGCAUCAAGAAUUUUGGUCGUGUGUGGUAGAAACACAACAAGGGAGGUGAGGAUGUCUUUUAUUUUGAUUUUUAGGUUUGUAUUUAAGUUAAGCUCAUAACAAAUGUUUAAUUGUGCUUCAAGACUUCUGAAACAGUUGUGAUACCUAGCUUGCGGGUAAGUGUGGUAUUACUGUGUUUUAGUCAAUGACAUUUAAACACACACGGAGGACGCUUUUUGUUAUGCAAAAAGCGCAUGUACCAGAUUGGGGGCAGGCAGGGAUGGGGAUGCCCACCACCCCCCACCUCAGGCCUCCCACCCGGCGUGCCCUCAGACCCCUCUUCUCGGGGGUCGCAUGACGUAUGAAUAGAACGCACCCCCAUCUUUGCAUAUUGUCAUGAAUAUUAAACUGAAUAUCGGGGGAUGUGGGCGAGUGGAAAAUAAAAAAAAAAACAGGGGGAAAAGAUGUGAUGGAAGAAAUGUGUGUUUUGUUUUGUUUUACGGUGCGCGGUGUGACAAAAGAAAGACGCUCACAUUGUUCCCUCGGUCAUUAGUGAGUAAAGAGCGUGACAAUUGCGGCACCGCAGUAGGUCGUUAUGCUAACAAUGCCAGCCUCAUUUGCAUGCCGGCCGUUAUAUUGCGCUCAUUAUGCACACAAUACUUCCGAGAUGUACUUCAGCGUGUGCCCCCGCUCGACAGGAUUGGGGGCGCCCCCAGCACUGCCGCCCCUUGGACUUCGUAAACGUCAACACACCCAAUUUCAUUUUGUUUAAGGACUCGAUACGUAAAAGACAGUGAUGAUAGCUAUGGCAACAAGUGGAGGAUUUACAGUCUUUUGCCUCAAGUCUGCUGGAGUAGGCUCCAAUUUUCUGCGACCAUCAACAGAAUAAGCGGCAUAGAAAAUGAGUGUUUGGCUUUGUGCAUGAAUCUGUUUCGAUUCACCGGUGCCUAGUCCAAGGUGUGAUAGGCUCCAUUACUAACAGGAUCAGCAUAAGUGAAAAUGAAGGAAAGAUGAUUGUCUCUGUGUCCUGUGUAGUCAGAUUUUCACUGAAAAUUAGC
Molecule: messenger RNA, 8496 nt
Organism: Dunckerocampus dactyliophorus (ringed pipefish)
Lineage: Eukaryota; Metazoa; Chordata; Actinopteri; Syngnathiformes; Syngnathidae
Gene: ctif
Product: CBP80/20-dependent translation initiation factor
Exons: 14
Coding region: 834-3014 (726 amino acids)
Biological process (GO): regulation of translational initiation
Cellular component (GO): cytosol
Molecular function (GO): protein binding; translation activator activity; RNA binding
Source: RefSeq, a predicted model, not a curated record